This is a messenger RNA of Rubroshorea leprosula, 493 nucleotides long. The record is from the annotation of a GenBank genome assembly. Lineage: Eukaryota; Viridiplantae; Streptophyta; Magnoliopsida; Malvales; Dipterocarpaceae.
ACACCUGAAAAACAUGAAAAAUCAAGCUUUAUUUCCUUGAAAUUCUGGUUACAAGCUGCUGCCCUUUCGUUCAAUCUCUCCAAUGUUCCUUCUAGGCUCGCCAAUUCUCUUCCCUUCUCCCUCGAUUUUUCUCCCAAUUUUCCCUCCAACUCUCCCCCCAAAAGCCGAAGGUGCCCCCCUUUUUAUACAGAAACAGAGAGAGUUCAAAACCGUUUCUAAUUCUAAGUUCUUAUCCCAAUCUCUAAAAUUACAGAUAAUAAUCUGGCCCUAUUAGAAUUUGAAAUUCUAAAACUAAUCUAGUUCUUUACACAUCUUCCCUCUUUUAAGGCUAGAUUCAUAUCUUUAAAAUAUCAGGACUCUCAAUUUGAAUCUACUUCAAAACUUUCUCUGCGACUCUUGAUAAGGGCUUCAAAUCCGAAAAUCUCUUCUUGUGUUGUUGUGAUCUAUCUAAACUUCAAGUGGAUUUGUAGAUAAAUCAAAAGAAUUUGGGAAU